Dendroctonus ponderosae (mountain pine beetle) is the source of this 1981-nucleotide messenger RNA. Its product is annotated as bromodomain-containing protein DDB_G0280777. Gene Ontology annotation, molecular function: structural constituent of chitin-based larval cuticle. The record is from RefSeq and is a predicted model, not a curated record. The transcript is spliced from 10 exons. The coding region runs from base 200 to 1732 and encodes 510 amino acids. Gene Ontology annotation, cellular component: chitin-based extracellular matrix. Lineage: Eukaryota; Metazoa; Arthropoda; Insecta; Coleoptera; Curculionidae.
CCGCCCGACGGAGGUUAUAAAGAGAACCCGAAUGGUUCGCAGUGCAAGACAUUGAAGUCCGCUCGCACUGUUACAUUUGCGAAAUCAAACGCGACCAGAGUACCGGAUUAGGCGAGUUUGUGGUAGCUGAAGACGAAGGAAACGCAGAAGUCGAAGAUCUUGUGCGCGCUACUUAGUGGAUUAAUCCCCAAAGCGUCCAAUGAGGAGUGAAACUUUGUGGUUGGUGCUGUUAGGCCUGACCUUAGCUCAUGUCAUCCAGGCCAGAAAAAUCCGCGUUCAACCUCGCCUGCUACCGCAGGACGAACAGGGGGAUGAAGGCAUCGAGUACUACGCGGCUGAACCUGCCCAAGACAGACAACGCGUUGUUUUAGUCUCUUCAGAUAACUAUAACGGCCUGUAUGGGGAGCAAACAGCGUCGGCCCGACAGGACAACUACCUGCAACGGUCUCCUGCAAAAGGACAAACUUACGUUCAAAGGGUGAAGGAGGCCCCCAGAGAACCGCCGGUUCAAACCAUCAGGAACUACAACAAAGUGAACGACGAUGGUUCCUUCACCUUUGGGUAUGAGGCUGCUGAUGGCAGCUUCAAGGAAGAGACCCGCGGUACCGAUUGCGUGGUGCGAGGAAAGUACGGUUAUGUGGAUCCAGAUGGGAACAAGAGGGAGUUUACCUAUGUGUCAGGCAACCCUUGCGACCCCAACGCACCGAAGGAGGAAGACGAUGAACCCAAUGAAAGUGCCGAAAACGAAAACGUGCCAGCCAACUACCCGACCAGACCCAUCCGCCCUAUUCAGCGCCCAGUCAGCACCCCCAAGCCGGUCACCCUGUUCCAAUCGCAGUACGACCAAGGGGAGGACGAACAGCCUGAGCCCGAGCAGCUGCUCAGACCAACGCCUGCGCCAAUCAGAAGCCGACCCCAAUACAUCGCCCGGCCGCAGUACCAGUCCCAAUCCGAACAGCCAGUGUCGUACCGACAACAACAAGCUCAACCCUCCAGCACUCCUGCUUCUACUGUUUAUAGGCAGCAGGUGGCGCCAGUGACCAUCACGCCCAGGCCGAUCUACCAAACGGCGUCCCCAACGUCCUCUACUAGAGCACAGCUUCCUCCCACCACCUUCAGACCUCAGCUGCUUCAAGUGUCGCCCACUCCUAGGCCUAGUUUGCUCUAUACCCCCAAGGCUGCGUUGCCGUCACCAUCUCCAACCAAAGGAAUCGACUUUGAUGCGGAGUUCCAAAGAUUCCAGCAGGAGAACGACUUAGGCUCGCCAGCAACAGCGGGCAAAGCCCGGCCAGAUCCAGUGGGGCAAGUUUACAGUUCUGCGCUUCUGUACGACGCAGCUACAGGUCAGUACAACAACCAGCUCUACCAGUCGCUGCCUCAAAGUGAGGGCCAGUUCGGGUUUAACCAGAGGAUACAGCCCUAUGUGCAUCAGCAGCAGCAACAACAACAACAGCGCAGGCCACCCGUUAACCUACAGCUUCAAGCUCAGCCUACGCCGCUCUACAGACAGCAGCAGAUCAACCCUCAGGCGGUCUAUCAGGCGCAACAGGCCGAAGUGCAGUUUCAGAACUCGGCGCAACUGUACGCGCAGCAACAGAAGGCACGUCAGCAGCAACAAGCAACCUCAGUGGCGCCCCCUGUUUACUACAUUCAGCCGUCAGUGAGCAGCACAGGCGCUUUGGGAGCCGGACAAAUCGACGCCUUUCUUCGAGGCCACAACAUUCAGUUCUAGUUUCCUUUUGAGUUUGUUGCUAAGCCCGUUUCUCCUCGAGUCUACUAGAGGGAUGUUAGUUCUGUCUGCAAGUUUUCAUGAGGGGCGGGAUCGUUCGAAGCCACUGCCCCAAUUCUUUGAUGCUUUCAUGCGGCCAACUGCAUUAUUUAUUUAAUUUUGUACAUUUGUGUUUAGGCUCUAGUUAGGACGAUGUAUUGUUAUACUAUUAAGCGUCUGUCUAUUUAUAUAAAUAUAUGUAUAUAAUUGACA